Morone saxatilis (striped sea-bass) is the source of this 4669-nucleotide messenger RNA. It is a transcript of the gene trim45, whose product is annotated as tripartite motif containing 45. Lineage: Eukaryota; Metazoa; Chordata; Actinopteri; Moronidae. The transcript is spliced from 8 exons. The coding region runs from base 287 to 2053 and encodes 588 amino acids. Gene Ontology annotation, cellular component: chromatin; nucleoplasm. Gene Ontology annotation, biological process: positive regulation of DNA-templated transcription. The record is from RefSeq and is a predicted model, not a curated record. Gene Ontology annotation, molecular function: zinc ion binding; ubiquitin-protein transferase activity; protein binding.
UUCCUAUUGGUCUGGUAGUGAGUGAGGUGUCAUAUGUCCCAUGGAGCCGUGAACGCAGCCUGCUUUUCCCGGAGAAAAGUGGGACUUUGUGUGGGAUUAUACUCAGGGAGGUGGAACUCUUUGUAUUCUCCCAGUGUAGAUAAGUGAUGGUUUAGUUUGAUAUGAGUGGUUACUGUGCAGAAGAAAGGCUCACGGGACGCGUUCGUUGAGUUGUGACCGGUUUUUGGAGCUCGGUGGGGUUCAGGGCGGUAUUCACUGCUCCAAAAAGUCUCCGAAAACACUCAACAUGUCGCAGUCCGAGCAGAAAGAAAACACGGAGCCAGCGUUGAGCUCGGAACAGGAACUUAACGGAACAUUUGUGAACCCGAGAGCGGUCUGUAACGUGUGUAAACGCUUGUACCGGGACCCUAAAAUCCUCCCCUGUCUGCACACCUUCUGCUCCGACUGUAUCGGCCAGCUGGAGCCGUUCUCGGUGUCUUCGCGCUGCCGCCGGGACGCUCCGGAGGAGGACAGCCGCCGGGGCGGAGCGGUGCCGGAGGAGCGACCCGCCGUCACCGUCACGGUGCUUUGUCCCGACUGUGACUCCGAGGUGGACAUCCCUCCGUCCGGACUGGGAGGGCUGAGCACCGACCACCUGGCGCUGGACGAAGUAUUCCUGGAGACCCUGGUGACGGACGGCCCGCUGGGAUGCGACCUGUGCGGGGAAGGAGGCGCCGAGAGCCGCUGCGAGGUCUGCUGCGUCAACCUGUGCGAGUUCUGCUGCCAGGCACACAGGCGGCAGAAGCGGACAGCCUCUCACUCUAUCCAGUGUCUGAAGGAGCUGAAGUCUCGUGGUCGUCUCUGCCGCCCCGUCCUCUGCUCCCUCCACCCCGGCCAGGAGCUGCGGCUCUUCUGUCAGCCCUGCGACCUGCCCGUCUGCCUGGAGUGCGCCGCCACGCUGCACCGCGACCACCGCUGCUGCCCCACCGGUGAUGUUAUCGACCGCCACGGAGACCGCAUCCGAGAACUGGUCACAGUGCGCCUGCGACCUCGCCUGGAGCGCCUGAAAGAGUCACUGCAGAAGGUGGAAGUAUCCCAGGAGGCUUUGCAGGCUCGGGUGGAUGCGGCAGCGAAUGAGGUGAGGGUGUUUGCACGAGGCUACGCCAGCGCCGUGGAAGCCCACUGCCUGUCUCUGCUGCAUCGCCUGGAGGAGCUCCGCGUCCAACGCAGGAACCAGCUCCACCUGCAGAGGGCGCAGCUGCAGCAGGCUGUGUCGGACGUCCGAGGCAGCGUGGAGUUUGCAGAGAGGCUGCUGAGCUGCGGCUCUGACGCCGAGAUCCUCAGCGCCAAAGGAGUGACCCUGAGGAGACUGACCAGCCUGGCGGAGAACAGCUAUGACCCCCACCCGGCGACCGUUGCCCCCGACGACGGCAGCAGCAUCAGCUUUUUGCCCAGGGAGCCUGCAGGGGAGGUGGAGGGCUACCCGGUGGUUGGGGUGAUCAACUCAAAGACAUUGGACCUCAGCAAGUGCACCAUCGAAGGCGAAGGUCUACAGAGGGGCAGGGAGGGGCAGCAGGGCCACUUCACCCUGGUGUGCCGCGACUCAGCCGGGGAGCAGAUGGCACGAGGUGGAGAGCAUGUCCUGGUCAGCAUCGUCCACAAGGAGAAGAAAAGCUGCACAGUGGAGACGGCAGUGGUUGACAACAGCGAUGGGUCCUACAGCGUUUCAUACACACCUAAAGAGCCAGGAGCCUUCUCAGUGUGGGUCUGUGUCAGAGCCCAGCAUGUCAAGGGCUCUCCGUUUAUUCUCAACGUGCAGAGGAAGCUGAGGCGUCACAGUGGGACAUUUCACUGCUGCUCCUUCUGCUCCAGCGGAGGAGCCAAAGAGGCUCGCUGUGGCUGCCCAGGAACCAUGCCAGGAGGAUUCAAAGGUUGCGGCCACAGUCAUAAAGGACACCCCGGGAAGCCCCACUGGUCUUGUUGCGGCAGCACCGUGGAGCAGUCGGAGUGUUUGCCUCAGAGCGUGCUGGCUGCAGUUUCCCCCCGCGGCCACCUGCGAACUGUGGAGCUGUGAGGUGACACAGAGACAAGACCUGUCAGGAUGAUGCAGGUUAAUAAAGGAUGGCAGCAACCGAAAGGUUAGAGCAGCUGGGGGAGGGAGCUCAGGGUUGGUUGCUGUAAAUCCUGUGCAGACCUGACAAGGAAAGUGACACUCUAAAGACACAGAGACAGAAGCAGGACAUCAGAGUGGCUGUGUCUCACCUCUGCCAGUGCCUAGUUGUGAAACAGCAGCUGGGCUACCAUUAGAGACUAACAUAUAAGACCAACACAGUGUGAUGUUAUAAAGUGCCUUAUUGCUCUAAGUUCUGCCUACCUGUGACAAGAUAGAGGAGAAGGAAAAUGUCUCCUCCUACAUCAAAUGUGUUAAAGGGACCUGGACCUUAUUUUCCCAUGCUUUUGUAUCAAAGUGACUAAUGGAGACAGCAAGUUUUGAAUUUGGUCCAGUAUUUAGUGAGAGUGGUUGAACUGGCUACGGCAGAAUGCAAAUUGGCACCAAAUAGCCGCCAAAUAGGCUGUAGCCUAUUUGGCGGCUACAAGCUGCAGCGCUCUCCCUCAAUACUGAACCAAAUCCAAACCUGGACACAACUUUGACUCCAAAACAUGGGAAAAUAAUGUCCAGGAUGAAAAAUACCAACAUUACCCUUUGACAGCCCUGCUGAAGAGCACCUUAGGCAACAGAGAUUUCUCCAUUGUUACACUUUUCUUUCACCCGCCAUCUCCCGGUCUCAAGCAACCUUGAAGCUGCUGCCGAUUUCAAAGCUGCUGGAAUCAGUGUUUUAUAUUUCAAACGUAAGACUGCUGCUGAACUCUAAUACUUUUGUAUCUUUUAUAUCCUUCAGUCAAAUAUCUUUUGAAAUAUAGUGCUAUAAAAACAACAGUGAUGCUCAAAGAUAUGGAGCACAAUUCUUAUCGAUCCGCACUGAUCACUGUUUCAAAGUACACAAAGUGCUGCAAACCCCUCAACCCAUCAGGUCUAUAGUCAGCAUUUACAUUCUCAUCAGUGAUGGUUUUAUUUUGGAUGGUACAGUACAGUAAUACCAGUAAUCAUUCUUAGUAUUGGUAUGAAAUAUAUGAAUAAAUCUAAUUGUUUGCUAUUGAGAAAUUACGCAGUAAUGGUACAAUUAAAAACAAAUAUCUGAGUAUCUAGAAAUAAAUCUAGUAUUAACUGUUAUUUCAUGAUAUUAUGAUUAUUAUUAUUUAGUUAUUUGCUUGUACACAUACUUACCUAGUUAUUAUGGACACAAACUGGGUGAGUUAUGGGUUGAUGGGGAUAUUUUACCAAUAAAUACAAAGUAAUCACUGUUCAACUAUUAUUACUGAUUAUUUCUUUAUGCUCACUUCAGGUAUUACUAUUACUAUUUUGGAACAGUUAUCACGGCAUAUUCACUUGUACAAACUGUGUAAUCAUUGUGUGUGUUAUGUAGAAGUGGAAUAACAGGUACUUGCUUUUUUUUUUUACCUGUAAUAAUCACCAAAACUUGCCAUUAACUAACAAAUAAUACUAUAUAUAUACUGCACCUAAUAUAAUAUUAGUUUAUAAUACUAUGAACUACAGGUACAGUAAAUUAUUAGUAAAUAUAAUGCAAUGAAUUUAUUCUAUUGAUGAGCUGAGUACACUGUUUGUGAAGACUACUGUUUCUAUUGUCUUAUUCAGGAUAAGUGACCUGAAUCAAGCCAGAAGCACUGAGCUACACUGUGCCUGUGAAUUCACCCAGGACUGUUCUUGAGACCGUUGAGAAUGUGAAACAUAUUCUAGUUUCUUGUAAACCACAACGUUUGGCCCUUGCUCUGUGCAUACACAUAAAUCCUCAAUGCUCAUUAUUGUUCUUAAUGAGGAGAAAGUCCAUGAAAUCUGCACAGAAUCAUGUUUUUCCUUCAUUAGCAACCCAACUCCACGUGCUUUGUGGGGAGCGGGGUUUCAUCUGGGAAACACUGUGACCUAGAAGGUGCAGUCAGCCUCCUCUUAGAAUACAAAGUUAUUCCACUCCAGAGGCUGCGCCACAGCUCUGACUUAAAACCAUAAACGUGGAACUCAUAAUGAACCACAUAAUACCUCUGUGUAUUCUCUGUUUUCUGAAUAUGACUUAUCUUGAGUGUGAGUGUAAUAUUUUUUAUCACAUACGAUGUGCAGGUUUCAACGAUGGAUUGUAAUACUGACCUAUGCAAAUACUUGACAUGAGGACUAAUCUUUUUUUAUUUGUGGUCUAGGAUCUUCAGAAUGACAGGAAACACUGUGCAUGUUGCUGCUGUUCACACUGUGUACAUUGGAGUAUUACCCAGUACAUUUAAGCCUGUACAAUCAAAAUAAACACCCUUUUUUCUCAGUACUUGCUUUAAUGCCCUACCAAGUGAACAAAAAAUCCACCAAAGACUUUUUCUUCACUUUAAAAAAGUUAUUUAUUUGUGUCUGCAGACAAGACCAUCUAUUGAUAUCCGAGCACAGGGCAACAACAUGAGGACAAAACCAAGACACAUGCACAUUAGCUCUGAGAAACAGCUGUCCUGUUGGAAGGAUCUUUGAAAUUGAAAAUAGUAAGAAUGACAAAUCCAAAUCAACCAAUACACCUGCCUUCUAUUGUAAAUCCAUGCAUUUCUUCCCAGAAGAAAAAUGUAUAUGGAUAAAUAAUAA